UGAAGGUGCUGAGGGACGGAGGGGAGGGCGCUGUGUUCCCCAUGACCGACCUCCUGCUCGCCCUCUGCAGGCGCAACGCAGGCACAGACAGGGCUGCUGUCGUGACGUUUCUGGUGGGGCAGCUGAAAGAGUCCUGCGGGCAGGUGAAAGAAUCUCCUAGCGGCGUCGAGAGCAAGAAGCAAGGCAGCAGUGAGGGGAGAGAGUGGACAGCAGAGAAAGAGGAGGAGGGGGAAAGGGCUGCUGCUGGUGGUGGUGUGCCAUCUUCGUUGCAGCCCGUGCAAUCAGCAUUGGCUCACUGCCUGGCUGUGCUACUCUCAGAAGACCUGCCCUGCUCGGACAUAGCAGCCAAGGAGGGCUUCGCUGCUGUCGCUCUCCACAUGCUCUCUGGGUAUGUCUCCUCUGUGUGCCCCGACUACCACCCCCCGACUCUGCCUCUUGCUGCACUCGCAUCACCUCCCAGCAAGAGCCGGCUACAGCAGCAGCCCAAUGCAGGGUUGGCGGGUCAGAGGGUAGAGGCUAGAGGGAGAGCUGACGGGGUGGCAGGGGGGAAAGGAGGGCAAGCGGGAGAGGGGCGUGAGGGCCUUGGGGAGGUGCCCAAGUGGGUGCCGUCUCUGUUCCUUGUGCUGGAUUCUCUUGUGCAGUGGAAGGUGCCUGGCACAGGGGUACGAGGGGAAGCAGGUGCAGCAGGCGCAGCAGGGGCUGCAGGGGCAGCAGGGGAAACAGCAGGUAGAGGGGGAGCAGCAGCAGCAGGUGCACCGUUGACCUUCGCAUCUGUACUGGCAGGCGGGGCUGGUGGGGCAUCAACAGGAGCCGAGAUUCCAGAUGCACUUCCUGCUGCUACUGGCGCUGCUACUGCUGCCGGGGCAUCAGAGGCUCCAUCCGGGGCGGGUGUAUCUGCCACUGCCGCCCCAGCAGGCAGCAAGGGCAAGCAGCCAGCAGAGGCAGACAAGCGAGAGGGCAGGGAGGAGAACCGAUUCACAGAGAUAGUGGGGCUGUCAACAGGGUACCUGUCAGACGACGAGAAGGCUCAAGCCAUGGCCCUCAUCUGCCCUCUCCUGCGCCGCCACCCCCCAGCGUCUCUCUGCCAAGCUCUCCUCCACCUCGCCUCACGCCUCUCCCGCUCGCACCCCGUGGCUCUCCUCUUUCUGGACCAGGGAGGGGUGGCGGCGCUCCUCGCGCUCCCCUUCUCCUCGAUCUUUCCGGGGUUUGAGAGUCUCGUGUCGGCGGUGGUGCGGCAUGUGUUGGAAGAUCCGUUCACGCUGCUGCAUGCUAUGGAAGCGGAGAUUAGGCAUAGUCUCACCACGCUGGCGACUCAGCAUGGGGGGCGUGUGUCCCCUCGCGUGUUCCUGGGCGCUAUGAGCCCUCUUGUUGCUCGGGAUCCGUCGGCGUUUCUGCAGGCGGUGGGGAAUGUGUGUGAGGUGGAGAGUGCUGGUGGGCGGCAGGUGGUCCUCCUGACAUACCUGCAGCAGUUCCCGCCACCUGAAAAAACACCUGAGAAAUCACCUGGGGAGUUAUCUGAGGGGCAUGGGGUAGCUGCAAUGGAGGUUGGGGUUGGUGGUGGUCUGGCAGGGGAGGCAAUGGAGGUGGACGCAGAGGGGCCUGAGAAUAAGGCAGGCACAAAGGAAGGAGAGAAGGAAGGAGAGAAGGAGGCAGGGAAGGAGGAAAAGGAGAAGGAGAAGGCGGAGGAGGAGGAGAAGGAGAGGGCGGAGUUUGCAAUCUCUCGAACCACGCUGGUGCUGCGGCUGCUCACGGAGAUCCUACUGGCGUAUUCUGCUGCCAGCACUCUCGUGCUCCGCAGGGAUGCUGAGGCUGCUGCUGCCGCAGGUGGUUGUGCAGGCGCUUCAGCAGCAGCGGUGGGUGCAGGUUCGGUGCACCACGUGUUACACGAGCUUCUCCCGUACCUCAGUGACAAGCCCAGCACCGCAUCAGCAGCAGCAGGCAGCACUGCAGCAGCGCAGGGCGGGUCUUCCCACCCGGGGCACCACCGGCUGGGCACGCAGGCGUCUGCGUUCCUCAUUGCGCUGUGCGUGCGGUCAGGGGAGGGCCGGCGCCGCGUGCUCUCAGAGAUUUCCAAGAGCCUGAGUCGCUUUGGGAAGGAGGAUGGGGGGAGGGCAGGACAGGUGCGGCAGCAGGAGAAGGCAGGAGCGGCUUUGACGGGAGAAGCAUCUGUAGCAGGAGCAGGAGCCGCAGGUGGAGUAGGGGAAGGUGGGGCAGCCACGGUUUCAGGUGCAGAAGCAGCAGCAGUUGCAUCUGCAAAGCUCCAAGUGCCCAACAAGCAGGUGAGGUCUUUCCUUGACCUCAUGAACGCGCUUCUCUCCACGCACUCGUCCAAUGGGAGCAACCCACCUGGCGGCCCGGGCAGCUCAGCACAAGAUUCACCGAAGUUGGUGAAUUCGAUCCUCAGGGUUUCAGAGGUGCUCACCCGAGCCUCAGCUUCGGAAGCGCGUGCCGAGCCUGGGAGAGGUCCGGCAUCAGGGCAGCGCGUUUCAGUGGGUGUAACAAGGGCUGUAGGUUCGGGAAGGCAGGAAGCAGGCUCGGCAGGGGCUGGAGGGGUGCCGAGCCAAGCAGCAGUGGAAGGGGGGACAACAGGGGCGGAAACAGGUGCGGAUGGGGGGGCAGCAGAAGGAGGAGGUGGGGCAGGUGCCACUGAUACAGCCAUGGGUGAUGCAGCCGGGGAUGGAGGGAGAGAAACAGCUUCUAUCCGAGAAUUCGAUGAUAUGGGUGAGGAUGAGGAUGGGGAGGAGGAGGAUGAUGGGGAUAUGGAGGGAGAGGAGGAUGGGGAGGAGGACGAGGAUGGGGAGGAUGAUAUUGAGGAUGGGGAUGAGGAGGAUGAGGAGGGGAUGGAGGAGGGGGAGGAGGGGGAUGAGGAGGAUGAGGAAGAUGAGGAAGAUGAGGAUGAUGACGAUGAUGAGGAUGAAGAUGAUGAUGAUGAUGAGGAUGAGGAGCAUGGGCAUGGAGGGGAGGACAAUGGCCAUCUGCCUCCCGGUGGCAUGGGCAUGGGGGAUGACAUGGAAGACCAUGAGGAGGACGAUGAGCAAGCAGCCCGGGCCAUGCGGCGGGACUUUGCACGUGAGCUAGCAGAGGCAGACGAGGAGGAUGAUGAGGGAGAUGAGGACGAUGAUAUGGAUGAGGAUGAGGAGGACGCUGAUGAGGAGGAUUUAGAAGACUGGGAGGAGGACGGAGCGAGGUUCAUCGAGGUGAGAUGGCGGGACGACGUUACGGGAGCCAAUCACGUGCAUCUGCUCUCGGGUGGCACGGAUGUAGCCGGGUUGAUGGACCUUCCAGGGUUCAUGCAGCGGGAUGUGCUGAACGAUCCACUGUAUGCGGAUAUCAAUGAGCCUGCGGGGCGCAUGGGAGCAGGGCCGCUGCAUGUGCACCCGCUGCUGGCCCGCCCGUUUGCCCCUGGGGCAGCGCCGACAGACGCGGCUUCCGCGUCCGCCCCUGCUCACGCUGCUGCAGCACCGGGAUCGCGGCUUUUUAACCUCCUGGCGGGCAUGCAGGGGAUGAUGGGAGGAGUAGGGGGACCGAUGGGGGCAGGGGGCGGGGCAGGGCCAGGAAUGGAAGUAGAUGCGGCGUUUGCAAGGGAUGUAGCGUCUCUAAUGAUGGCAUAUGAAAAUCCUUUCCUGGAGGACAUGCUGCAGGCUAGAGGGCUGCUUGACCCGCGACCCAUGGGCGGCAUGGGCAGCAUCAUGGGCGGCGUGGGCGGCGUGGGUGGCGUGGGCGGCAUGGGGAUAGGGCAUCCGUCGGGAGUAGAGUUUGAUCCAGGGAGGGCGAGGGCGAUGGGGGUGAGCGGGCUGGGGCCGGUGGUGGGGGGCGCGGCGGGGCGAGGGGAGUUUGGGAGGGUGAAUCGGUGGACGGAUGAUGGGCUGCCGCAGCCUGCAGGGACGGGCGCUGCUGUUGCUCAGGCGCUGGAGAGUGCUUUCCUGCAGUCCAUGCAAGGGGUGCGCGAGGCAGGGGGGCAGGGCGGGCGGGAGGCUGGGAGAGGGGGAGGGAGGGAAGGGGGAGAGGCGGGGGGGCAGAGAGGUGGGGGAGCUUCGGGUGGUGCGGCAGCGGACGCAGCCGCAGGUGCUUCAGGUGGUGCAGCAGGCACGAGCACAGGCGGAGCAGCAGCAGCAGAGGAGGAGGAGGAUCUCCCAGAGAUCGACCCAACCUUCCUGGAGGCUCUACCAGAGGAUUUAAGGGCAGAGUUUCUAGCAGCCCUGCCGCCAGAUAUUCAAGCAGAGGUGCUGGCACAGCAGCAGGCACAGCGCCUCAUGGCGGCAGCGGCGGCCGCGGGAGCGGAUGGGCAUCCCGUGGACAUGGAUAGUGCGUCUAUCAUUGCCACAUUCCCCGAGGAGCUUCGAGCCGAGGUCCUGCUGACUUCAUCCGAAGCAGUGCUGGCGUCUCUCCCGCCUGCGCUCCUAGCUGAAGCCCAGCUGCUGAGGGAGCGGGCGAUGCAGCAGCAGUACUCUAGGCACCAGCACCCCGCACACCCCCACCAUGCCAUCUUUGGCGGUCCCAUUCGCCGCUCGCCUGCUGUUGCCGGUGGUACCACUGCCCACCGCCGCCCACCGCACCCGUUCGCUGUGGCUGCUGGGGAGGGCGGCGUGGGGGAUGGUUUCAGGGGGUUUAAUGCGGAGAAGGCGCCAGUGGUGGAUGAGAGGGCGCUCAAGGCGCUCAUUCGCCUGCUGCGCAUCUCCCAGCCCCUGCAAAAGGCCUUGCUGCCACGACUGCUCACCAACCUCGCGUCACAUGCCACCACGCGUGCAGCCCUCGUGCGCAUCCUGCUAGAUCUGCUGCGCCCGGACGGCGAUCCAACGGACCAGCACCCCACGGGACAGAAUCCAACGGACCAGAAUGCGGCAGGCGCGCAGGCCGCUGCAGCAUCUGCAGGGGAAGGCAGUCAGCCUGCAGCACCUGCAGCGGCUGCUGCUGCUGUGGAAGGCAAUCAGGCCAAUCAACCUGCAUUGAUUUCAGCCGUUGAGGGGGGUGCGGGUGAGGGUGGGUUAGCAGCGGACGGCGCCCUGCCGCACCAGCUGUACUGCUGCCAGUCCAAUGUGGUGUAUGCUCGACCACAGCGACCCAACAGCAUCCCUCCCCUCGUGUCCCGGCGGGUAUUGGAGCUUCUGGUCUAUCUGUCUCGCCACUCCAUGGCAGCCACGCGCCUCCUGCUGCUCUUCCCCUCUGCACUCACUCGCUUGGCUCAGCAGCAGCGUGAGGAGCGGGAGAGGGUGAAGGAGCGCAAGGGCAAGGCAAAGGUGACGGAAGUAGCAGAGGAGGCUGUAGGAGGAGCAGCAGAGGGAGCAGCAGGAGGAGCCAUGAAAGCAGGGGAAUUGGUGGAGACGGGGGUUGUGGGCAGGGGAACGAAGGGGAAGAGAAAAGUGGGUGCCGAUGGGGAGGCGGAGGAGGAAGGGGGAGAAGAGGGGGAAGGGGAGGUGCCGUUUGUGCUGAUGCUGCACUUGUUGAGGCAGCCUCUGUACCUGCGUAGCUCGCCCCACUUGGAACAGCUGCUGGGUCUCAUGGAGGUGGUAGCUCGCGCAGCAGCAGAGGAGGCUUUGAACCGCCUUUUUACAGUCUUCCUCCGAAUCCCCCACCCUGACCUGCGCAUUCUCUCCCAGCUGCUCGCGCAGGAGGGCCUCUCAGAUGCCUCCUACUCGCGGGCUGUCGCUGUGCUGCGGCUGGUUACCGCUGUGGUUCCUAAGUACCGCGCACUGUUUGUUGCUGACCUGGCAGAGGCGGCACGCCAGCUCAGCGCGCCGGCCACGCGGGAGUUGCUAGAGGUGGUGGAGGGGGCGGAUGGCGGAGAGGGUGGGGGAGAGGAGGGAGCAAGCACAGCUGCAGCAGCAAGCGCAGCAACUGAGAAGCGCCAUCGCCGGCUGCUCAACGCGUUCGUACGCGGCAACCCGGCCCUGCUGGAGAGAUCCUUUGCGGUGCUACUCAAGUGGGCAUGGGUGCUGGACUUUGAUAACAAGCGCGCUUACUUCAGGGCGAGGAUGAGGCAGCUGCACGAGCAGCCGCAUUACGGCACGCUGCGGAUUACAGUUAGGCGGCCGUAUAUUCUCGAAGACUCGUACAACCAGCUGCGUAUGCGCACAGCAGAGGAGCUAAGGGGCCGGCUGAAUGUGCACUUUCAAGGAGAAGAGGGCAUUGAUGCGGGGGGGGUGACGCGCGAGUGGUACCAGCAGCUGUCGCGAGUGGUGUUUGACAAGGGCGCUCUGCUCUUCACCACCGUUGGCAACGACACCUCCUUCCAGCCCAACCCCAACUCUGUCUUGCAGCCGGGUCAUCUGUCCUACUUCAAAUUCGUGGGCCGAGUGGUUGCCAAGGCGUUAUACGACGGACAGCUGCUGGAUGUGCAUUUUACCCGCUCCUUCUACAAGCACAUUCUGGGCGUCAAGGUCACGUUCCAUGACAUAGAGGCCAUCGACCCUGAUUACUACAAGAACCUGCAGUGGAUGCUCGAGAACGACAUCAGUGACAUCCUGGACCUCACGUUCAGCAUGGACGCGGACGAGGAGAAGCGCAUUCUCUACGAGCGCACCGAGGUGACGGACCAUGAGCUCAUUCCCGGAGGCCGCAACAUCAGGGUGACGGAGGAGAACAAGCACGAGUAUGUGGACGCCGUGGCAGACUACCGCAUGACGGCUGCCAUCCGCCCGCAGAUCGCAGCGUUCAUGGAGGGAUUCACGGAGCUGAUCCCUAAAGACCUCAUUGCCAUGUUCAACGACAAGGAGCUGGAGCUGCUCAUCUCUGGGCUUCCUGAGAUCAACAUUGACGACCUGCGCAGCAACACGGACUACACGGGGUACACGGCAGCGUCCCCUCAGAUCCAGUGGUUCUGGGACGUGGUGGCGCAUCUUUCCAAGGAGGACAGGGCUCGCCUGCUGCAGUUCGUCACCGGCACAUCCAAGGUUCCUUUGGAGGGCUUUAAGGCACUGCAAGGGUUGUCAGGGCAGCAGCGGUUCCAGAUCCACAAGGCAUAUGGCGAUAACUCGAGGUUGCCCUCCGCUCACACAUGUUUCAACCAAUUGGAUCUCCCGGAGUACAGCACCAAGGAGCAGCUACAAGAGAGACUCCUGUUGGCCAUUCACGAAGCCAGCACAGAAAUGUGGAUAUGGAAAUUCGUGGUCGUGUGGGACAUCGCGGCUGACGUGUCAAUUGGACCCCCCUUUGUGCCAUUCGAAGCGAUUCGCAUUGCACACGCGGCAUUCGCAAGGCUUCCUUCGCAACCCUCUCCCGUCUUGCGAAGCUUGACGAUAUUUCGCUUACUGUCGCCCUUCCGUCCAUCCACCACCAAUCCUCCUCGGCAGCCAUGGCUGCUUCCCAGCCACUCGCUGCCGCGCUGGACUCCCGGCCAGCUGUGUCACGGCAACUCCACGAAUUCUGAUUCUGGAUUCCUGAUGGGUGGAGAGAGCUGGGAUUGGGAAGCAGCAGCUAGUCUACUGCUUCCUGCGACUCCCUCUCAUCCAUUUCUCAGACAUCCUUUGAGAAUGGCUGCUACCGUCGCUACCUCCUCCAAGGUGGUCGUCGCGCCCCGCGCGGCCCUUUCCCAGGGCAGCAGCGCUGGCGCCAGCUCUGUCAGGGCGUCCGCCGGCAUCAGGUCCUUCAACGGCCUUGUCGCUGGUAACAAGGACAACCAGAAGUUCGCCAACAUUUUCGCCGUUGAGCACGACAUCCACUCCGCCGUCGCCUCGCACGUCGCCAAGGCGGGCAAGGGCACCCGCGGUGUGGUUACCAUGGCGAAGAAGAGCGUGGGUUCGCUGACGGAGGCGGACCUGAAGGGCAAGCGCGUGUUCGUGCGCGCGGACCUGAACGUCCCCCUCGAUGCGGACUUCAACAUCACCGAUGACACGCGUAUCCGCGCCGCCGUGCCCACCAUUAAGUACCUCAUGGAGAAGGGCGCCAAGGUUCUCCUCACCAGCCACCUGGGUCGCCCGAAGGGUGUGACUGAGAAGUUCCGCCUGACGCCCCUCGUGAACCGUCUGUCGGAGCUGCUGGGCAUCAAGGUGCACAAGACGAGCGACUGCAUCGGCGAGGAGGUCGAGAAGGCCGUCGCGGCGCUCCCCAACGGCGGCGUGGUGCUCCUCGAGAACGUCCGUUUCUACCCCGAGGAGGAGAAGAACGUCAAGGACUUCGCCGAGAAGCUCGCCGCCAACGCCGACCUCUACGUCAACGACGCGUUCGGCACGGCGCACCGCGCGCACGCCUCCACCGCCGGCGUGACCGAGUUCCUGAAGCCGUCCGUCGCGGGCUUCCUGCUCCAGAAGGAGCUUGACUACCUCGAUGGCGCCGUGUCCAACCCCACCCGCCCCUUCGCCGCGAUUGUCGGCGGCUCCAAGGUGUCGUCUAAGAUCGGCGUGAUUGAGUCGCUCCUCGCCAAGUGCGACAUUCUGCUGCUGGGCGGUGGCAUGAUCUUCACCUUCUACCGCGCGCUCGGGUACAAGACGGGCGCGUCGCUCGUGGAGGAGGACAAGGUGGAGCUGGCGACGAGCCUGAUCAAGAAGGCGGAGGAGAAGGGCGUGAAGCUGCUGCUGCCCACCGAUGUUGUCAUCGCUGACAAGUUCGCCCCUGACGCCAACUCCCAGAUCGUGUCGGCCAAGGACAUCCCCGACGGCUGGAUGGGUCUCGACAUUGGCCCUGACUCCGUCAAGACGUUCAACGAGGCGCUCGACUCUUCCAAGACCGUCAUCUGGAACGGCCCGAUGGGUGUGUUCGAGUUCGACAAGUUCGCCGUCGGUACCGAGGCUGUCGCGAAGAAGCUCGCGGAUCUGAGCGGCAAGGGUGUGAUCACCAUCAUUGGUGGCGGUGAUUCCGUGGCGGCUGUUGAGAAGGUGGGAGUGGCUGACAAGAUGAGCCACAUCUCCACCGGUGGCGGUGCCUCCCUGGAGCUUCUCGAGGGCAAGGUGUUGCCAGGUGUCGCUGCUCUCAACGAUGCCUAG
Messenger RNA from Closterium sp. Yama58-4, 8918 nucleotides. The record is from the annotation of a GenBank genome assembly. Lineage: Eukaryota; Viridiplantae; Streptophyta; Zygnematophyceae; Desmidiales; Closteriaceae.